AUCACUCCUUGUCUUUCUCCAAAAAAAAAAAAAACCCUCCUCGCCCUCCCUUCCGUUCGCUAAUUCCGACGCGUCGUCUCGUCCCUUCCCCCGCUGCUCCCGCCUUCUCCAUUUUCCGACCCAGCGACCAACCCCGCGUCGCGUCGCCGAUCCCCGCUCGGAUUCCUCCACCCGCCCCGCCGCCGAUCGCCAGGGAGGGAGGAGGAGGACGAAGAUGCUGGGCGCCGCGAGGAGGCAGCUCGGAUCCGGACCCAUGCUGGGGCAGUUGCUGCGGCGGCUCCGCCCGGCCGCGGCGGCUGAGGCGGCGAAGGGGUACUCCUCCGCGUCGAAGGAGAUGACUGUCCGUGAUGCGUUGAACUCUGCACUUGAUGAAGAGAUGUCUGCUGAUCCUUCUGUUUUUCUGAUGGGCGAAGAGGUUGGAGAGUAUCAAGGUGCAUACAAGAUUUCAAAGGGUUUGCUUGACAAAUAUGGUCCUGAUAGGGUUCUUGACACACCUAUCACAGAGGCUGGAUUUACUGGCAUUGGUGUUGGUGCAGCUUAUCAAGGCCUUCGGCCCAUUGUAGAAUUUAUGACAUUUAAUUUCUCAAUGCAGGCUAUUGAUCAUAUCAUCAAUUCAGCUGCCAAGUCAAACUACAUGUCAGCUGGUCAGAUAUCUGUUCCUAUUGUUUUUAGAGGACCCAAUGGAGCUGCCGCUGGAGUUGGUGCUCAACACUCACAGUGUUAUGCAGCGUGGUAUGCACAUGUUCCAGGACUUAAGGUUCUGACACCAUAUUCUGCAGAAGAUGCUCGUGGCUUGCUAAAAGCUGCUAUUAGAGAUUCCGAUCCUGUUAUUUUCCUGGAAAAUGAAUUGCUUUAUGGAGAAUCAUUUCCUGUGUCUGCUGAAGUGCUCGAUUCUAGUUUCUGCCUGCCGAUUGGCAAAGCUAAGAUAGAGCGUGAGGGUAAAGAUGUUACAAUUACUGCGUUCUCCAAGAUGGUUGGCUAUGCUCUUCAGGCUGCAGAGAUACUGUCCAAGGAAGGAAUUAGCGCUGAGGUGAUCAACCUUCGAUCAAUUAGACCACUUGACAGAGCUGCUAUCAAUGCAUCUGUUAGGAAAACCAAUAGAUUGGUGACUGUCGAAGAAGGGUUCCCUCAGCACGGGAUUGGUGCUGAGAUAUGCAUGUCUGUUGUGGAAGAAAGCUUUGAGUAUCUUGAUGCACCAGUUGAGAGGAUUGCUGGAGCUGAUGUACCUAUGCCCUAUGCUGCCAACCUUGAGAGAAUGGCUGUUCCACAGGUUGACGAUAUUGUGCGGGCAGCGAAGCGGGCCUGCUACAGAGCAGUACCAAUGGCAGCAACUGCCUGACCGGUUGAGAAGCAUUUUUUUCCUUUGCUUUCCCUCUCGUGCCAGAAACAUGUAGUAUUCAUAAGGUGCGGGGAAUUGCCCAAACUCCAAGCGAUUUUGUAGAUCUGCCAUAGCGUGUUAUUUCGUUAGUUGCAGCUGGAUGAUUGCAUUCUUUCAAGCCCCAAUUCCAUUUCUGUCAUUUAUUCACACGGCCUAAUCAUGUUUCGCAUACAAACGGAAAACUUUGUCCUGAAGAGUGGUCAUUUCCGUCGCAUCUUUUGCUACUUGGACCACGAGGUCAGUCGAUGUUAAUAAAACUAAUCAUAACGUUUGUGCA
Phragmites australis (common reed) is the source of this 1655-nucleotide messenger RNA. RefSeq names its product pyruvate dehydrogenase E1 component subunit beta-1, mitochondrial. NCBI's taxonomy places the organism in Eukaryota, Viridiplantae, Streptophyta, Magnoliopsida, Poales, Poaceae. Bases 215 to 1339 code for a protein of 374 amino acids. The record is from RefSeq and is a predicted model, not a curated record. The transcript is spliced from 14 exons. Gene Ontology annotation, molecular function: pyruvate dehydrogenase (acetyl-transferring) activity. Gene Ontology annotation, biological process: pyruvate decarboxylation to acetyl-CoA.